Molecule: messenger RNA, 912 nt
Organism: Juglans microcarpa x Juglans regia
Lineage: Eukaryota; Viridiplantae; Streptophyta; Magnoliopsida; Fagales; Juglandaceae
Exons: 1
Coding region: 1-912 (303 amino acids)
Molecular function (GO): nucleic acid binding; zinc ion binding
Source: RefSeq, a predicted model, not a curated record
AUGGCUGCUCGUCGUCGAGUACGAAACCUGGAAGAUUUGAACGAAAACAACAAUGAGAGGGGUUGUACAUUCGAGCAAUUUAAUAGCACUCACCCACCCACCUUUGAUGGAAGAGGCGAUUCCAAUGUAGCCGAGGCUUGGAUUCAAAACAUCGAAGAGAUAUUCAGUGUUUUGGAGUGCACCGAUCAUCAGAAAAUUCGAUUUGCAACUUUUAAAUUGAUCGGAGAAGCGAAGAGAUGGUGGAACUCUGAGAGAGCUAUCAGAGAAGCUGAUGGAACUGGAGUAGUGAGCUGGCCUCACUUUAAGCAAAACUUCUUCGACCGCUUCUUUCCGAAAACCGACCGGGAAGCUAGAGCCCGAGAGUUUACUAACUUGGUGCAAGGGACCUUGACGGUACGCCAGUAUGCUGCAAAAUUUGCAGAGUUAUCGCGCUUCGCCCCAUAUUUGAUUCCCGAUGAGGAGAAGAAAACUCAGAGGUUUGAAGAAGGUUUAAAUCACAGAAUCUACGAACGGGUUAUGGUUCUACAAAUUCAAAACUUUUCAGACUUGGUACAUAAAGCGAUGCUAGUGGAGCAGAAUCUUAAGAGAAGCACUAAGUUGCAGGAACAUAAAGAGAGAACUACUUCGCAUGGAUCCUCUAGUAUAGAUCAAGAGCCAUGGAAGAAGAGAAACAAAGGUAGCAACUCAGACCAGAGAAAGGUGCGGGACAAUCAACGGAAUAACUUCUGCAGGUCAUGCAGCGUAGUACACUUUGGGGAUUGCAGAAGGAGAACUGGACGGUGUUUUCGAUGUGGGAAGCAUAGCCACCUUGUCAGAGAUUGUCCAAGGCAACCAGAUGGGAGCAUGAACCCCAACCCAACUCAGAGGACUGACUUGGCUGCACGAGGCAAGAACCAACGCAACGCAGUGUAG